ACCCAACAAGACAUAGUAUCUUGAUACUAGCAUUUAUCCCUAUACACAAGGCUGUGUGGCUGCAUUUCAGCUCGAAGUCGCGCUUUUGUUCAGUUCUUCAUUACAACAAAGAUUGACCAUAAUCCCCGUCGCACCCCGCAACGUCUGCUCGCACCGCUCGAACAACAGCGAGUUAAACAUUCUCGUCUCAUUUGAUAAGAUGACGGUAACUGAGAAGUUUAACAGGCUGUCACGCCUCGUUCCCUUCCUCGGGUACCAUCACGUUUUGAUGAUCGUACAGAUAUCUGCGGUGAUCAUGAUGUCGAUUUUGCUCGCGGGAUGUUCCAGCUACUCCACCAUGACGAAUGUGUACAUUCUAGGUCUUUCGUACACAAAUUCGACGCCAUCCAAUCUUGGACCGGUUGAAAGGGCCAUGUUCGAUACGCUCCACAGCUUGAAAGGUUCGGCGCAACUGGAAGUCCGCAUAGGUUACUUCGGCAUGUGUGUGCGCCAGCGUGGUAUCGUGUGGCUCUGUAGUUCGGACUCCAGUGGGCUCGCGCAACAGAUCGGACCGGAGAAUGACCCGUUGAACCUUAUAGGAGCCGCAUCAUCAUUCAAAGAUGAUGUCCUUUUCUCAGGCCUUAUCUUCAUGUCCGUUAUUCUUGCGUUCUUUUGCUUUGUACUCCUGGCUACCUUCCCUGGUUGGCAUGAAGAGAGGGACGUCCGGACUGGCUCAGAUGUCGACGUCAAGCCAUUCCCUUCAAGACCUGUGUCACAAGUCGCUUUGGCGUGUACGUUCGUUGCCGCCGUGUUGAUGCUUGUUGCCAGCCUUUGGCAACACAUAGGCGCCGUGGGUGCUGCAGCGAUGGCAGAAAGUUCGAAUUAUGGUAACGUCAAGACCGACAUUGGAGCUGGGGCGAUGCUUACGGACGACUAAUCGACAUCGUAGAUACUUCUGCCACAACAAAGCUGUAGUCGCGGGUAUUUUCAGUCGAAGGCAUCCAAAUUCCAGGUAGUAGCAUCGAACGUAGUAGGUUCAGAGACAUUAAAAUGUUCAUAUCUGUGCCUAUAGUGUGCGCGUGAGCGCUGGACGUCACGUAACCACAAUUGCCACUCCCAACAAAAUCACAAAGACGUACCUGACAGGCUAUAUGUCAGAUCGGCUGCCGGUGAACGCUGUCAGCUACCGGCACCUGACGAAAACCUGCAGGAUAAGAGCCCGCUUUUUUACAUGCAAGGGCUGAGGCAGCCAAGAGGGCAGG
This is a messenger RNA of Macroventuria anomochaeta, 1241 nucleotides long. RefSeq lists its product as uncharacterized. Gene Ontology annotation, biological process: conjugation with cellular fusion. Gene Ontology annotation, cellular component: mating projection tip; membrane. The coding region runs from base 200 to 916 and encodes 238 amino acids. The record is from RefSeq and is a predicted model, not a curated record. Lineage: Eukaryota; Fungi; Ascomycota; Dothideomycetes; Pleosporales; Didymellaceae. The transcript has 4 exons.